Myripristis murdjan (pinecone soldierfish) is the source of this 4580-nucleotide messenger RNA. It is a transcript of the gene crk, whose product is annotated as v-crk avian sarcoma virus CT10 oncogene homolog. The coding region runs from base 330 to 1292 and encodes 320 amino acids. The transcript has 3 exons. The record is from RefSeq and is a predicted model, not a curated record. Gene Ontology annotation, cellular component: cytoplasm. Gene Ontology annotation, molecular function: receptor tyrosine kinase binding; signaling adaptor activity. Gene Ontology annotation, biological process: enzyme-linked receptor protein signaling pathway; cell migration. Lineage: Eukaryota; Metazoa; Chordata; Actinopteri; Holocentriformes; Holocentridae.
UUUUUUGUUUUCCCGUAUCCGCCAUUUCAGUUUUUGAAGUUAGUUGUCAUCGGUCGCUGGGUUGUAGCUGAAAUUCUGUCGCCAAAAAAACACAGUGUAUGAUUAAGGCUGUCGGAAUCCGCUCGAGAGGCGAAUAAGAGUCCUUUUUACUCGCGGGUACGGUUCCGUGUUGUUAAAUUAAUGAGCAGACGGCCAGCUGCGGAUGUCGCCUGUUUACUAAACGUGUUCUAGGCGCUAAAGUUUUUGUAUGAGUUGAAGGCUUUGCUAGCGGAUAACGGGGAGGCAGAGAAGGGAAGGCCCGGUGAAGCCUCGGCUUUGGAGUGGUGAUCAUGGCCGGAAAUUUUGACGCAGAAGACCGUGGCAGCUGGUACUGGGGCCGGUUGAGCAGGCAAGAGGCUGUCUCUCUGUUGCAAGGGCAGAGACACGGGGUGUUUCUGGUCCGGGACUCCAUCACCAGCCCGGGCGACUACGUGCUUUCGGUUUCAGAGAACUCCAAAGUCUCCCAUUACAUAAUUAACAGCAUCAGCAACAACCGGCAGUCCGGUCCAGGUUUGGCCCCUCCGAGGUUCCGUAUUGGUGACCAGGAGUUUGAGGCUCUCCCAGCUUUGUUGGAGUUCUAUAAAAUCCACUACUUGGACACUACCACUUUGAUAGAACCCAUCAACAAGUCCAAACACAGCUCCUUUAUCAGCACCAACAGCAUCGUCCCUGGCGGAGGGCCCCCGCAGCGCCUGGAAGAUGAGUUUGUCCGAGCGCUUUUUGAUUUCCCCGGUAAUGACGAGGAGGACCUGCCGUUCAGAAAGGGCGAUAUUCUUCGUGUCCUCGAGAAGCCAGAGGAGCAGUGGUGGAAUGCCCAGAACUCUGACGGCAGAGCCGGGAUGAUCCCAGUGCCGUAUGUGGAGAAGUAUCGUCCGGCGUCUCCCAGUUCAGUGGCAGGACCUGGUGUUCCUGGGGGACCACCUGGAGGGAUGGGGAUGCUAGGGAACUCUGAUGGCACUGCAGCCCAGUCCGGCGCUCCCCUGCUAGGAGACCCCAGCCAGUAUGCCCAGCCUACCCCUCUCCCAAAUCUCCAGAACGGACCAGUCUAUGCCAGGGCCAUACAGAAGAGGGUGCCCAAUGCCUAUGACAAGACUGCCCUGGCCUUAGAGGUGGGUGACAUGGUUAAGGUGACCAAAAUAAACGUCAACGGCCAGUGGGAGGGCGAAUGCAAAGGCAAGCGCGGUCACUUCCCCUUCACACAUGUCAAACUGCUUGACCAGCACAACCCCAACCCCGAGGAUGAGCUCAGCUGAGAUCGGACAGCUGGGCGCAACCUGGACACUAGUAUUAGACCCUUCCUCACCCCUCCUGUCCUUGCCCUACCAGCCCCAAAAACCUGGUCCAGCCUUUUCAUUACUACAUUUUCAGAACUCCCGUGAGAACAAAAUUGGCCCCAGUUGAACCCUUGCAACGGACACACCCUCCAUUUCCACCUUUUACCUCCUCUUCCCUCCACUCUGAAUAAUUGGGACUCCCCUCCUUCGCUUCCUCCUCUAAACUGACAGACCUCCCGAAAAGUGUGUCCCGUACUCUGUAGUGGAACAUGGAGAACGAACUCGAGCAGAGCCGAAUCUCCUGUUCCGUGGAUCGCACCCUUGAGACCUUCCCUUGUCGAGUCCUUGCCGUGGACACAUCAGCGCCCCUCACUCCUUUGCCGCUGCAGACUUUGACCACUUCCUCUUCCUGUGUUGGGCCCAGUAGAUAACCAUUCUGUGCUGUGUCAUUUUUCAUCUGCGUCUUCAUCCAUCGUUGCUAUUACAGCGCUGUGUGGAUACCCAUGCUGCAUUCAAGUCAAAUGGGAGAAAACGUAGGAACAAGCAUGAAGAGCAACAACUCGGAAAUGCUGAUGUAUGUCCUUUGAACCCGUCAAGAUGCCACAAUCGAUGUGCUCUGCAGACUUUGGCUCUUGUCAUCAGCUCUUUUCACAUUUAACACAUAUGCACGGACACUCUGAUAGAUUUGAGCUCCUCUUUUACAGCCAACCAUACACUGCACUGUAAACCAGCACACUAAAUAUACAGCUAGUUUUUGGGUCUUGUCAUGGAAGUUCAGGAGUUGAGAUCAUGAAGUGGCUUAUGUGAUGAAAAUCAUUUUUACUACACGUAUUUCCUUGUUGGUGAUGUCUGCAUUCCAGAAAUCUGAAAAAUUUGUGAGAAUUCAGCGUUCAGAGUAGUAGUUCCUGCAUAUAAGCUUGUGUAGAAUGUAUUUUCUAGUAGUAUUUAUCACCUUAAGCUCAAGUGACUGGUAGUUUUGUUUUUUUUUUUAAGUGGAAAGCUUGUAUCUACCGUCAUUCCCAUAGGACCUGAAUGCAGCGUUAUAUCAGCACAACCCACACAUUCACUACAGACUGAAGGGCGAAGGCAGCGAGGCUGGAAAUGCAGCGGCGGUGUUUUAUCUUCAGGAAGACUCUGGAAGGAGCCUUGUGACGUCAGAGAGGAAAGACAACAGAGUCACCCGCAGGCGUGCAGCCAUUCUUGAGGAAACAGACCAAGGACCAGCCCUAAACAGAGAAAGCGAAACCCAGUGGAGACCAGCAGCUAGGAGUGGCGUCACGCCGUCACACCGUCACACCCAUAGACCAAGACCCAAGUACUGAACCUGAGACUUUGAGACUGUCAUUGAGACGGAGAUGCAGACACACUACGUUCAGCCUCGCCACCCCACUACAACCCCGACCAUCCACCCAGCGCCUAUGACCAAGUAACACCAAGUAGUCUUUUGUAAGGAAAAAAAAAAAGAACAUAUUGUUAUGAAAUGAUGUAUUAUGUGAUUAUCAUUACAUGCUAAAAUAUUGUUUCUGUUAUCUUUGUAAGUUUUCUUCCUAUGGGUUUGUCACUCAGCUAAUUUUGUCUGGGGAAACCGUUAUGAUGUACACUUAAUCUGCCGCACUGUGGGGUGGCGGGGGGGGUGAGGGGGAGGCUUCGUGGUGCAGGAUGAAUAAAGUGACUUAAAGCCACAUCUCUUCGCCUCCAGCUCUCGCCAGACCACGUGCGUUCUCGUUCUGGGUCUAAUGUACACGAAUGAAGUUGAACAGAGUGAAUGUAGGCUGUCCACCAUGUUAGUUAGUCCAGUCUUCUCAUGUUAGUGCUCUCCAUUGUUCACUGAAUAUACCUUAGCAAAAUGGACUGCUCUCCGUUGUCGAGAUCUCGUCAAAUGUGUGCAAGAAAACUGAAAAUGGUAUCGUUAGCUACCUGCCCUUUUUCUUUUCUGUUUUAUUUUUAAACCUUGAAUAUUCUUGUUGCCUCCUUGCACCAGUUUGUUCUUUCAUACCUUCGACUAUCAGCUUUCUUUUCCUUUGUGCCUCCAUGCUCAGCCUCACAUUGACCUCUUUAUUAUUUUGGUAUAUUUAAAGGCUUAUCCAUGUACAAUACACAUGCCAAUAUGGAUUCUUACUAGUUUAUCUCUCCCCUCUGCCCAUUCUGUAUUAAAUCCUCCCGCCAUGUAACGCUAGACAUAAUUGUACCCUCCAGUCGGAUAAUUAACGCCAAGAGGCCAGGCAAAUAGAGUAGCAGAUCAUUUUUGUAGUUCAGAUGGCUGUCUCUUUUUUUUCUGAUCAGAGGUUGUUCUGCUGAGUUUGAGUCAAUCCACUUGUUGACACCUGACAAUCAUCUCUUCUCUCCUGUCAUAGUGCAAACUGGUUUGGGUUUAGCAGAUUGCCCAGCCCUGCGUUAUGCUGUGCCAUGUUCGAAGUGCAGCUUAGACUUCUGCUAGGCCAAACCUGGCCCGCUUUGAAUUUGAUCUGUGAGGCCUUGCGUCGUGCUUUCUGAGAGGGGUUCCUCUCAAUUGUGUGAGGAUGUCACCAUUUCACCUUUAGAUGGCACUACAACAGCAUCAAGUGAAGCAAGGCUCCUCUGGAAAGAAUAAUAUGCCAGUCCUUCUGACAUUAAAGGAGAUGAAAUUAGAUUUGAACAGAUGCACUUAACCUGCUUACACCGACGUGUAUUCGUAACGAUUUGUUUUACUUUAGAGGGGUUUCUGUGAUCUGUAAUAUGUCCCACAUAUAUUCCGUGACCUUUUAGCUGUGCUUUUUACAUUGUGUGUUUGCCCUGCUUUCAAAUUUCUUUUUACAAUUCUUUGGCCAUAACCCAAACCCAUGAUGCAGGUUUACUGUUGAAAACAACUGGCAGACAUCUUGGAAAAAAAUCUUAUCCAGGAAAUCAAUCUUUGUGUUUCCGCGCCAGCUUUUGCCACAACCUGUUUUUACCUGUAUAGUUAUGAUCAAUAUCACGUUUCUUCUUAAUUCACUCUGCACAUGGCAGGUGCCUAGCUACAGAAUUAGUUAUCUUAUAAUUUGUGUUGCCAGUCAUACCACCAUGAGGUAUUUUUUAAGUAACCAUGCAUAAAAUCAUUCAUUUCUUUUUAUAAAAAGGAAGGGGUGGCAAAAUACCAAUGGAAAUUGUGUUAAUAUCAAAAUGUGCCAUUUUAUUAUAACACUAUAUUCUUUCAAGAUGAUUGAAAUUACCUUUUUAUUUUCUGUAGCAUGUAAUGUGUUAAAAUAUACAUGAUAGUAAAUAAAGACAAAAUCAUGACAAAUGAUUCCA